Molecule: messenger RNA, 629 nt
Organism: Ilex paraguariensis (yerba mate)
Lineage: Eukaryota; Viridiplantae; Streptophyta; Magnoliopsida; Aquifoliales; Aquifoliaceae
Source: the annotation of a GenBank genome assembly
AUGGCAUUGGAAAAAGGCAUGAUACUGUACCACUCCUGUGGUCGGAAUCGUAGACUGGAAGUGUUUAAGGCACUUCAACUAGCUCUGCUUUUAGCAAUCAGCAUUUGGUUGUUAUUCCAUAUCAGAUAUCUGCGUGAGAAGCCUAUGAGUUGUGGUGGGAAUAUGCUAAUAUUGCUCAUGGGACGCAAAGGAAAUGUUGGCCUCCAAGUUGGGAAUAUAUACUCUGAUGGGGGUGGGAUAAGAGAAGUUGAUCAAUGGAGAGAAGCGCGCUUGGUCGAGGGUGACGUAGAAGAAGAAGAGUCAGCACACAAUGGGAGUGAAUAUUCUUGGGGUGUUAACAACGUAAGAAAUGUCGAAAAAGGGCAUGAAAUGGAGCAAGAAAGAGCAUCGAAGAAUGAAGGAGCAGAACAUGAAUCCGACAGGGGAAGUGUGGCUUGCUGUUUUCAUGAUGAAACCGGAGUUCCACCUGACUUCAAUUAGCUGGAACGUUGCAACACCAUGAGAGCUCGUUGGAUUAACAAUGGAUCCUGACUAUUAAAUGAAAUUGUUAAAGAUCACUAAUUUAGUUAAUUAGAUCGUCAGUUGUUGUCUCCCUAUUUCCCUCGUACAAUAUUUCUCAAGACUAAUGC